UAUUCUUCUGCUGUUAGUUUUAAUUUGGAUAGCUUUUAAGAACAGUCAGGAAAGGACAUGAUUAACAUUCUCUGAGUUGGUUUUAAUAACGGUCCAUAAAUAAAAACAUGGCUGAAGGUGACCCUCCGACUUUGGUUGUGCUGCUGUUUAAUAGGCGAUACUCGAGUAUCCGUCAGCUGUGGGAGAAAUUUAGAAGAACCAGAAGUGUUGCUGACAUACACCGGAGGCCCAAACGCAGAGUAACAACUCGCCACCAAGAUAGAUAUAUGGUUCUUUCUCACCUACGCAACCGUUACACUCUGGCUACGUCAACGGCACGGCGGACCGUUGGCACGCACAACCGGGAAAUUUGCCCACAGACCGUCCGCAACCGGUUCCGGGCCGUCGGUAUUCGCGCCCGUCGACCACGGAAGGUUCCUGUCCUUAUUGCGGGGCACAGAGCAGCACGGCUAGCAUGGGCGAGACGGAAUCUACGGUUGACUGGGCUAAUGUCAUUUUUGUGGAUGAAAUAA
Molecule: messenger RNA, 512 nt
Organism: Mya arenaria
Lineage: Eukaryota; Metazoa; Mollusca; Bivalvia; Myida; Myidae
Exons: 2
Coding region: 108-512 (134 amino acids)
Biological process (GO): DNA integration; DNA transposition
Molecular function (GO): DNA binding
Source: RefSeq, a predicted model, not a curated record